UUUAUAUAAAUUUGUCUCCAAUCAAUUAAGAAAGGUUGAUUAAAAUGAAGCAAAAGAAAGGUGGCAUGAACGUGACAUCUCCGAUGUGGAGAACGUCGAUGUAGGUUCUGCUGCUUUUUUGCAGUCGGUGGUUAAACUUGGUUAAACAAAGUUAGUUGUCUUGGUGCACGGUGCAGAGAUCACAAAGGUGAACUUAAUUAACUAAUUUGCAGGCUGAACACUGCAGCUUCUCCUACCUGUCUCUCCUCUUCUCCUCCUGCCUUUCUACUCUCACUGGCUUUUUAGACACCGUCACCAGACCACAUGUGAGCCUUUUGUAAAGGAAGUAUUAGAACUUUAAUCAUGCAAGAAAUAAUUCAGGCAAUGCAAAGCGCAAUGUGUCGAAAUGUUAGUGGUAAUUAUUAGGAUUGCUGCGAUUAACGAACACUGUGUUGCCAGCUAACCCCCAGGGAGCCUCGAAACUGUUGGAUAUAUAUUUAAAAGACCAGUUGAAACAAAGUUGUUUCUGGAGUUCAAACUUCAAGAAAACGUUUCAUUGCAACAUUCAAAUAAAUCCUGUGAAGACUUCAAGGAUUUCACAGAUGAGAUACAAGAAGCAUUUUUUAAGGGUAGAACCUGAGCUGUGUCUCCAGUGAAGAGCAGCAGCUGUGAGCAGAACAACAGGAGCUCGGACGUCUACUCAGAGAUAAGAAAUUAUUGACAGUUCCUUUAGUUUGACACGAGCCAGAGGAGAGGAUGGAUUUGUUCAUACUUCUUUUGAUUGCAGGUCUGGUGGGAAUAACAACACCAUCAGAUCAUGUUGACGUUACAGUGGAACCACAGCCAACUGAAAUUGAUCUUAUCACUGAUGGAUUAGAUCUCACAGACUUCCCAGACUUCACUGAUGACAUGUCUGAACUACCUACAAAUGUCUUCACUGACGGAGAAUCAGAAACAACGAUGACAACUGAGUCCACUACUGGUACUUCAACUACGGCAGCAAUUACAGCCACCACAGUUGCUGUGACCACCACCACAUCAACAGAUGAGGAGGGAACCCUUAACAUGAAAUUCAGUAUGAACAGGACAUACAUCAGCGAUUACGCCGAUUCAACUUCUGACGCAUAUAAGACUUUGGAAACAGAGGUCACCGAUGAGAUUGACAAAGCGGGAAACAGCCUGUAUCCUUCAACGUACAAGGGAUCUACAGUCACCUCUUUCACUGAGGGAUCCGUGGUGGUUGAGUCAGUUCUCAGAUUCGAGAAAAGCUCAGUUCCUUCUGUCAGCGCUUCAUCUUUAGCGUUUCUGAGUAAACUUCAAGACACAGGGCUUGGUUUCAUAAGUGGAUCCCUUGACAUUUCUGCAACAUCAGGCAGUCCUAAUGUGCCUUCAGCCAACAUUCUGAUUGUCGUUGCAGUAACACUGCUGACAGUGACGCAGAUGCUGACACCCUAAUAAUCAACGGGUGGUGCCCGCUGUUGAUGCUUGACUGGGACAUAUGCCCAGGAACACAUUAAUAAAUGUUCUAACUACACAAUAUGAAAUUUACCUGAACAACAGUUAAAUGAUAUGUGUAGUCCAAUGUGACUUAAGGGCUAUCUUUAUUACUUUUGUUUCAAUCCAAAUAAAUGCUUAUAAUUUUUAGAUAUUAAAGUGGUAGCUCAGAUAGCUAGAUAUCUGUCAACUGUUGCUAGCGCUAAUUUCCCCCACCUCUUUGUUUUGUAAGGAACUGUCAAGAUAUUGCCCUUUGUUUUUGUACCUUUACCAGGGGCUUGAUAGAUUUUAGACUAUUGUUAAUAGUCUUCUUUUUUAUUCUUUAAAGACCAAUUUAGUUUAGGAAAACAUCUGCAAAUGUAUAUCUGUUACCGGGUCGCGGGGGCAGCAGUCUCCAUGACCGCCACCCAAA
Cynoglossus semilaevis (tongue sole) is the source of this 1885-nucleotide messenger RNA. RefSeq lists its product as uncharacterized. The record is from RefSeq and is a predicted model, not a curated record. The transcript is spliced from 10 exons. Lineage: Eukaryota; Metazoa; Chordata; Actinopteri; Pleuronectiformes; Cynoglossidae. The coding region runs from base 736 to 1434 and encodes 232 amino acids.